GUGAAUAUCCGAGUCAUUUACUAUAGUGUACUGAAUAAAGUUCACUAAAUAAGAUAUUACUCAUUAUAAGUCAUGGUUUUGUUAUUAAUACAAAAAUUAAUUCAGUGGUCGCUAAUUAUGUGCCUAACGAUUGUUAACAACAUUUUAAUCAUAAUUUUCGGCGACUUCUACAAGAAUAUCAUCGACAAAGUCAUCAAGUUAUUAUCUCACGAAACGAGUCACGAAAAUCUAAUGAACGAUACGUUACUUCGUCUGGAGAUGACUGAACACAAGUUGACAUCACUUCAGAACCAAAUGGUGUGCUAUCACAAGGAGUUCCUGGAGUUCCGACACCAGGUAUCACAUGGUGUGGCACCGGGUGCUGGUCCGUCGGUGAUCACCAAACCAAUGGCCGCCACUAUGGGACCAAUGGCUGCAAACAUAUCGAAAAUGAGUGCCGAAUAUCUCCGCAAAUCAAAUGAUUCCGGACUCUCGUCGCAAAUCUUAUGGCAUUUACUUAAUACUAAUCCUUCAGUGGACUCGGAGUCUACUGGAAAGGGUCAGUGCGAUCGACCCUCACAUACGACUGGCCACUGAAUCGUGAAGUUUGUUUGAAAAGACUUUUUUACUUAAAGUUUUAGACCAAAGAUGUUAUGUUUUACGGAAAUGAAUGUCAUUUCCAUUCACUACUUAUGGCUGUAAUUGUGAUAAUAAUCUGACAAACAUUUAAUUUUGUAAAAUAAUUCCCAUUUUAUAAUCGUUUAAUACAAAU
Messenger RNA from Oppiella nova, 751 nucleotides. The record is from the annotation of a GenBank genome assembly. NCBI's taxonomy places the organism in Eukaryota, Metazoa, Arthropoda, Arachnida, Sarcoptiformes, Oppiidae.